This is a messenger RNA of Fonsecaea nubica, 1080 nucleotides long. RefSeq lists its product as hypothetical. Gene Ontology annotation, molecular function: zinc ion binding; ferrous iron binding; oxidoreductase activity, acting on single donors with incorporation of molecular oxygen. The coding region runs from base 1 to 1080 and encodes 359 amino acids. Lineage: Eukaryota; Fungi; Ascomycota; Eurotiomycetes; Chaetothyriales; Herpotrichiellaceae. The record is from RefSeq and is a predicted model, not a curated record. The transcript is spliced from 2 exons.
AUGCUUCCAACUAGCACGCGCUUCACCACCACCAGGGUUGCGACAGUUACAUUUACUGUAUCGAUACUCAUCCUGGUCCUUGCAGGAGUCAUCGCUCAGUCCAACACUCUGCGGUCUCUGUGGACACCAUUAGACAGCGACAGGAGUGACAACAAAGUGGCUGCCGCGGCCGCGCGCAUCUUCAGCCCGUUCAGGUCGCUCUCGGUACUGACCAGAUCUUUCUCGGGCACUGCAAGAGGAGAAAUGGCCAAACGGACUCCCGUGUACUUUGUCUCCCAUGGCGGCCCGGACACAAUGUUCAACACCGAACACCCCGUCUACCCACAGUUGCAGCGAAUUGGCCGCGAAAUCACGCAGCAGGUGAAGCCCUCGGCCAUCGUGGUCUUCUCCGCGCACUGGCAAGCGGACCGGCCCAACACGAUCGAGGUCAACGUCGCCGAAGACGAGCCGUUGCUCUACGACUUCUACGGAUUCCCUCGCAGUUACUACCAGGAGAAGUUCCCCAACAAGGGCUCGGCGAAGCUGGCUCAACAGGUCAUAGACGCCCUCGGCGAGCAUGGGAUCAAGACGCAAAAGGCCGAGAGGGGGCUGGAUCACGGCGUCUUCGUCCCUUUCAAAGUCAUGUUCAAUCCCGACACGAACCCCGUGACGGUGCCGAUCGUGCAAGUCAGUCUCUUCGACGACCACACCGACGCGGCCGCGCACAUCAGACUUGGGCGGGCGGUCCAGAAACUACGAGAGGAGAAUGUCCUCAUCAUUUGCUCGGGCAUGAGCGUGCACAAUCUGCGACACUUGAUGAUGAUGGGCAGGGGUUCGAAUAGAACCAUGCCCUAUGCCGUGACGUUUGACGAAGCCUUGAAGGUUGCGGUGGAGACAAAGCCGGGAGAGCGGAGGGAUGAAACGAUGAAUGAAUUGUUGGAGAGGGACGAUGCGAGACAGGCCCAUCCGACCUUUGAGCAUCUGCUACCGAUCCAUAUCGCCGUGGGUGCCAGCGGAACGGAUCAGGGAAAGCAACUGUGGACAAUGCAGGAGGCGAGCAUGGGUUGGGCUCAAUUCAGAUUUGGAGAGGUCGAAGCUUGA